AUUACCGUGUUAAUGGGACUGCACACCACUAUUAUUCUAUAAAACUACACUUAUACGUGUCCCAACGUACUGACUUGAGUUUUACUCCGAUAACAAUAUUGAUAACAUAUUUUUAUUUAUCAAAUUGAUUAUGAAUCCAUCGAGAGUGAGUGGGGUUAGUGUUACGCCCUCACAUUCACGUGUCAUAAAAUGGCUAUACCUAAUCGAAAUUUUUUAUUUCAAAUUAUUGAGUUCUAACAUACUUAUAUAAUUUUUACAGCGAAAAUAUUUAUUUGAAAACUUAACUAAUUUUUUUUAAUUUAUGCGAGUAAUGAUAUUUUCUUUUCAGCAUAAAGUUUUUAAAGUUUUUAAUUCGUCCCAAUCGGUUUUGUAAAUUGCUAUUUUUAGUUCCUUAUAUAGUUUAAUGAAUUUAUAAGAGUUUUUAUUUGUAUUUUUAUUUUGUUGUGAAACGGUUUGAUUUAAUUGUAAAAAUAAUGGAUAAUGAUCAAUAAUUAGUGAGUUCUAUAACCGCUGAAUGAAUAUUGUAAUGUUUGAGUUUAUCUCUAAUAUAAACAUGUGGUCGAUGCAACUAUAUUGGUUAAAGGUCUUGUGGAGCAAUUAAUAUAUUGAAUGGAAUUAAAAGAAUUUAAUAAAUCGUAGUAUAGUGUUGUAGAGAUUGUGGUAUCAGAUAGAUUUAUGUUCAUAUCGCCUAUUCAUUUUAACGUAAGUUUUCUUUAAGAUUUGAACAAAUUAGUAAUUCUUACCUCAAAAUCCUCAACAAAUUAAAAAAUAUUUCCACUAGUAGACCUAGCUAUAUAUACUGAUAUUAUUCCAUAAUUAAUUUUAUUAAAUGUUAUUGUUGUACAGAAAAUUAGCAUCUUGUAUUAUAAAUUCAGUCAUGGUGUAAUUUAUAUCUUUUUGAAUAAAUAUAACUAUGCCAUCUGAUUUCCGUGUAUGAUUUUUCGAAAUUGAAGACGGGUAAUUAUUUAACGAGAUAUAUUUUUAAUCAAUAUUAUUUCCUAACUAUGAUUCUUCUGUAAUUAUUAUAUGGCUUUUAUUCUCAAUUGCAGCAUUUAGACAAUCCAGUUCAGAUAUGUGAUUAGCAAUACUUCUAAUAUAAGUAAAUAGUAUAUUCAAACUGGUAUCAUUGUUAUAAGUUUGUCUGUUAAUCUCAUUAAGUGAAUUUAGUGUAGUGUUUUCUUUACCAAUGAUAUCGAAAAGGGUGUUAAUUGAUGCCAUAUAGAUCAAUUAAUUUAUUAUGUAUCCUUAUUUUUUCUUUUCUGUGUACCUAUAUAAUGUAGACUAUUAUCAGUAUGACCAAAAUAGGUAUAAUAACGAUAAUUUCCCAAUAAAAGUCUAAUAGUUAAUGUAUUAAGUAAAAUGAAAAAAAAGAAAAAUAUGUAGAUAUUUAAUAAGUAUUAAAAAAAUAUACAUUUAAAAUAUGUGUAUUCAAUAUUUUAUGAUUACAAUGUCAGAAGAUCUUUACCCGAUUUUCUUCGAAUGAUUUUUAAAGUUUCGUUUUUCUAGUCACAUUCGUUGUCUUUAAGGUUUUCAUAUUCAUAAAAGCUUUUAAAAACGACAAAUUUAAAACUCAGUGUGAGUCUUGUACUCAACAAUUUUCAUAAUAAUAAAAACUGCACCAUUGGACACGAAUCGUGUAAUAUGUAUCUAUUAUUUUAUUCACUAUUACUUUUAACAUUGUUAUUACUAUUUUGUUUAAGAAUUAUGGUUGUUGUGUAUCCGGAAAUAGACGGAUUACUAAAAUAAAUAUAAGUGCAAUAAAAAAAAAUGUAUUAAUUAAUCAGCAUAAAUUAGACAGCACGGUUCUCCACUUUCAAUUUACGAUAUAAGUUAUUUAAUCCCGUUAAAUUAUUAAAUAGGUAAAAAAAAAAUAAUAAGUCGUUAUUUACAAAAUUUAUUGGAUAUUAUUUUACUUAUUGACUUUAAAAAAUUUAACUAAAUAUGUUAAAAUAAAUUAAGGUAUAAAUAAGAUUCUACCUCUAUAGUAUAAUGAAUAUGAUAUUAUAAUAUAUCAAUAAUUGUUAAUUUAAAGAAGGAGACAGCCUCAAGGACCAGCGUAAUAAUAUAUAUGCGCCAUGUAUGUGGAAGUUCAUACUGUAAUGGUGCGUAUAUAAUAAUGAAGUAGCAAAACAUAUAAUAAUAAUAGUUCUGGUUGGACAAUGAACUUGGGAUACAGCGAUAAUAUCUUAUCAUACAAUCAUUCCUAAAAAUUUUUGGUUCGUUCGAAACUAAUGACGAAAUCGAAAUAGCAUUGAAAACCAGUUUUAAAUGAGCAAGCAGUAGCUCACAGGCAUAAUUUUUUCGUACCUAUGUAAUUUGAUUGAUAACUCGUAGUCGUACACACUUAUAAAAUUAUUAUAUAUAUACCAAAACGCUUCGGAUCUAUAUAUAGCUCUGAUGAUGUAAUGAAUUAUGUAAAAAUGUAUAAUUUUGGAACCCGUAAAUUGCUUACAAUAUUAAAACAGUGUGGAUGACGUGAGUAGUUGUUAAAAAAUAAGUAUAUAUAUAAUAUGUAUUAUUGUGUACAAGAUCCCGCCGAAUGCGUAACGACUUGCGAAAUACGACCACCGUUAAUGCAGUUCUAGUCCGGAGCUCUUCACGCGCGGACAAACUCGCGUAUUAAACGGGCGGUACAAUCCAUAGAUGUGAUACUUAUAUUAUACCUAUUGUCCAUACGCGAAUACCGUAACACAAGCGGACCGUACAGUGGCACUUACCGUAUUAACUGCACCAAAAAAAAAAUUCCUAUGGUGACCCUAAAAAUGUCGAACGUGGUCUCGCUGUCGUUGUUUCUGUGGUUGUCGGUUGACCUGCGGACGAUGCCGGUCGGGGAGGCUGCCCGAAUACUGGCCGUCGAAACAGUGGCGGGCAAGAGCCACUGGUACUUCAUGAGCUCGUUGCUCAGGUCGCUGACGGACGCCGGACACACGGUGAUCGUUUUCACGCCAUUUCCGGACGGCGACCGGGUCAACUACACGGAGGUGGAUACGUCCCGCGACUUCCCAAUGAAGCUUGAUAUGGAUGUGAUGAAGACGAUGCGGGACUACAGUGAUCCGUUCAAGUUAACGAAUCUCAUGUCCAAACAGGCUCGAUACUACUGCGACGCGGUCUACGGUAACCAGAAGCUGGCUGACGUAAUGGCUCCCCGGACACGCGACCGAUACGACCUGCUCUUAAUCGAGCCGCUGGGCUUCGACUGCGUGUCGUAUCUGGCCGACGCACUCGGUCUGCCUGUGAUCUACUCGAUCCCGUCGCCGAUGAUCACCUUCGCCGAGCGUCUGUUUACCGGCGAGGUGUCCAACCCGGCUUCCGUGUCCAACAUGUUGGCCAGCCAUGCCGUGCCCGGCACAUUCGUCCAGAGGUUCACCAACACGGCGCUACUGACGUACAGUAUGGUCAAGACUAAGUACGACCAGCUGGUCACCUUGUACACGAACCCGAGACCGUACGACCUGGCGCCGACCGUCAAUCCGUCCAUAAUUUUCCAGAACGGUCAUUACAUCAGCGAGUCUUCGAGACCGGUUACGCCGAAUGUUAUCUACGUGGGUGGCAUACACUUAAAACCCACCAAAACCAUACCAAAGGACAUAUUAGAUUUUAUCGAAGAUUCACCCCAAGGAGUGAUUUUCUUCACAUUCGGCUCCACAAUUAAAGUGUCAUCGUUGCCGGGACAUAUUGAACAGUCGUUUAAAGAAGCGUUGGCCAACGUUCCUCAGAGAGUUUUGUGGAAAUACGAAGGUGAAAUGAAAGACAAACCGAAAAACGUGAUGACGAGAAAAUGGUUCCCUCAACGAGAUAUACUAUUACAUCCCAAAGUGAAACUGUUCAUCAGUCACGGAGGUAUGUCCGGAGUGUACGAAGCUGUGGAUGGCGGUGUUCCCGUACUGGGAUUUCCAGUGUUUUACGACCAGCCGAGAAACAUUGAAAAUUUGGUCCUUAAUGGAAUGGCGAUAUCCAUGGACCUGUUGUCGACGACCAAAGAAAAACUUUCUAAUGCCAUUUCGGAACUCAUCAAUGACGAAAAAUACGCAAAAAAUGCUAAAAUUGCUUCCAACAUUUUCAAAGACCGGCCGAUUACACCGCAACAGUCGGUCGUUUAUUGGACGGAGUAUGUAAUCCGUCACAAAGGCGCGCCACAUUUGAAAUCUCACGCUCUGAACCUGACUUGGUAUCAAUACCUCUUGUUAGAUAUAAUUGCCGUAGCGUUGAUUUUUGUUUUGUUAAUCACAUUUGUUGUCUUUAAGGUUUUUAAAUGUAUAAAAACUUUUACAAAAGAUAAAGUUAAGACUCAGUGAGUCUAGUAGUCAAUACGAUUGCAGUCAUGAUAACUAAAAUACUGCACCAUUGUACUUGUUGUCUUUUUACUUGGACCCGAAUUGUGUACUUACUGUUUAUCAGUGCGAAACUGUCAUUCCAAUAUUUCAUUACUAUUAUAACUAUUACUUUUACUAUUUUUAUUAUAGAAACUGUUAUUAGUAAAUUAUUAUUAUUUUGAUGUAAUAGUUAACUAUUAUUGUUGUGUAUUCGGCGAUAGAUAAGUGUAAUAUAACUUUUAAG
Metopolophium dirhodum (rose-grain aphid) is the source of this 4557-nucleotide messenger RNA. Its product is annotated as UDP-glucosyltransferase 2-like. The record is from RefSeq and is a predicted model, not a curated record. The coding region runs from base 2748 to 4295 and encodes 515 amino acids. The transcript is spliced from 5 exons. Gene Ontology annotation, molecular function: UDP-glycosyltransferase activity. NCBI's taxonomy places the organism in Eukaryota, Metazoa, Arthropoda, Insecta, Hemiptera, Aphididae.